AUCAAUGAGGAUAGUACAAGAUUGAGAAACUCUGCCUUAAUGAAUUAGCGUCAAACAACACAUUAUAAAUGAGACGAACUGGACAGAAGAACAUUACUAAAUUAGAUAAAAAAGGUAUAAAUAGGCAUUGAUCUAUAGAAGAGCACAUUCAAGUAGUUAAGUUCGCUUGAUAACAACGGAAAUGCGCGUCUUUUUGGCAGUAUGUUUGACGGUGGGAGUGGCCCUUGCGGCCGAACCUCUGAGGGCUUUCACUCCCUUCACGUUCGCCACGACUCGUCGCCCCGCAACCGCGUUUGCUUCGGUGUACAACCCUAACCGUUACUACAACCCUGCCAUUCCCCGCUACGACGUAUCUGGAACCGAUGCUGAAGGUCGCUACGACCCCAGCCAGGACAGCUCUGGCAGAUACGUACCCGACAACUCUGGUGCUUACAACGGUGACCGUGGUGACCGCGGCGGUGCUGGUGGCUUCUACUCCGGAUCCAGCGACGCGGGCGGUCCCGGCGGCGCCGGCGGCGCCUACAGCGGCUCCCCCAGCUUCGGCGGCCCCGGCGGAGCUUACUCCGGCGCUGGCAGCGCUGGCGGCCCCGGCGGCGCUUACAGCGGUGAUGACGAUGCUGGCCGUUACAAGCCCGACAACAGUGGCAUCUACAACGGAGACCGUGGAGACCGUGGCUCAGCUGGCGGAUUCUACACUCCUGAGAAGUCUUCCGGUUCCGGCAGCGGCAGCGGCUUCGGUAGCGGUUCUGGCAGCCUGAGCGGCUCUGGAAUCGGCAGCGGCUCUGGCAAAUUCGGUGCCACAGCUAGCACACCUGGCCUCUCUGGCGCCGUUACCCCUGGCGCGUACGGAAAAGUUUCCACCGCUGGAUCUGGUUACGAAUACAAGUACGGCAUCAUCCGCCAAGAAGGCGACGUCCUCCCCGACGGCUACCACUACCUCUACGAGACCGAGAACAAGAUCCUCGCCGAGGAGGCCGGCAAACUUGAGCAAAUCAGCCCCGAAGAAGACGGCAUUAGGGCCAAGGGAUUCUACGAGUACGUAGGCCCCGACGGUGUUACCUACAGAGUUGACUACACCGCUGACGAGAAUGGUUUCGUUCCCUCCGGCGCUCACAUCCCCAAGUAAAUCUAGUCAAGUUUACUCAUCCAUUGUUGGUGGAACAAAACCAAUAUGUACAUAAUGCAACUAAUAUCUCUGUACCUGUCCUAAAUUAGAUCAAUAAAGAUGCUACUUAUAAAAUUUAA
Trichoplusia ni (cabbage looper) is the source of this 1245-nucleotide messenger RNA. It is a transcript of the gene CPR41, whose product is annotated as larval cuticle protein LCP-30-like. NCBI's taxonomy places the organism in Eukaryota, Metazoa, Arthropoda, Insecta, Lepidoptera, Noctuidae. The record is from RefSeq and is a predicted model, not a curated record. The transcript is spliced from 5 exons. Gene Ontology annotation, molecular function: structural constituent of chitin-based larval cuticle. The coding region runs from base 182 to 1126 and encodes 314 amino acids. Gene Ontology annotation, cellular component: chitin-based extracellular matrix.